Drosophila kikkawai is the source of this 1112-nucleotide messenger RNA. Its product is annotated as enoyl-CoA delta isomerase 2. The record is from RefSeq and is a predicted model, not a curated record. Lineage: Eukaryota; Metazoa; Arthropoda; Insecta; Diptera; Drosophilidae.
GUCACGUGUCGAUAACCCCGCGCCAGUGGGGCCUCGACAAUUGCCAGCUUGCGGUAGGCAUUCAUUUCAUGACGCCUCUAUUAAUACGCACAUCACACACGCACACAACAUUAUGAAGGAGGCGCAGCUGGCAUCUUGCCUGGCAAAGAGGAAUACUGAUAGCAGCGACGCUGCACUUUGAUCGCUUGAUGAUCGGCGCCUCGGCCUAUGCUCACUGAGAUCACUCGGUCCCUUGUCAGUCUCAGUUGCCGAGCCGGAGUCGGAGGCAAUGGCGACGGCGACCAUGGUUGAGAGCUAUAGUAACUUCAGGGAGCUGGGCGUUGGGCUACGCCGCCCCGGACUGCUCCACAUUGACUUCCAGCGACGCUGGAACAUACGCACCGUCUAUGAACUGCUACGGGCCUUGGACCUGGCCAAUGCAGACACCACUGUCCAGGUGGUGGUGCUAUCCGGCGAGUUAUCCGUGGGACCGCACGACCCAUUGCUCCUGGAGCAGGGAAAGGUGAAAAGGCAUCGCCAGCUGCCGAUCACAAAGGAGACCCAGGCAGUAAGCAGCGACGAUGCCGAGGAUCGGUACAUUCACGAAAAGUCGGCCAACUUUGUGAUGCGAUCGCUGGCCAAGAAGAUGUUGGUGCACCGCAAGCUGCUGGUGGCCUUCGUCGAGGGACGAUGCCUUGGUCUGGGCCUCAGCGUGUGCAGCCUGUGCGAUUUGGUUUAUGCCAAGGAAGCCGCCGUCUUUCUGCCCGCCCUCUCGCACCUGGAUCCCUGCGCAGAGGUGGGCCCCUUCUGGACGCUUCCACACAUCCGCUGGUUGCUCCACCUGGGCGAGCAGGCGGAUGCGAGGACCGCGUUCCAUUGCGGCCUGGUGGCCAGUGUGCUGAACGAGUCGCAGGAGUUCUGGGACCGCAUGGAUCAGUAUUCGUGUCUGCCAUCGGCUGCGCUAAUGGCCACCAAGCGGCUCUUGCUCAACCAUUGGCGGCAAUCCGUGCUAGCCGAGCUGCGACAGGAGGGCACACCGAUGGCCGCGCAGGGACGACGCUUGGCCAGAUCCAAGCUGUAAGGGGAGAAAGCAUCUGAAGAGGAUUUAGAGUAAUAAACAUAAACGUGAAGAC